AUGAAGUCGGUGGUAUUACUUCUUUUGCUCUUCAAUCGGGUCAACUCUUUCUUCCACUACAACGAGGACAGUGGAGAAGCUCAGUUCGGUGGCAAACUGGUCUGCGAGUUCAUGGAUUUUGUCGAGUUGCCAAUUGUUGUAGGUUUCAUUUUGAUAAAUUUGGUUAAAAAAGGGUCUUUCGAAAAAAUAUCCCCGCUCUUACUCAACCCCAGUCAAAAAAUCAAAGAUGGAUAAUAUAAUACUGUUUCCAAUAACAAAAGUCUAAAAAAGUAGUGAUAUGAUGCCGUUUUCAAUAACAAAAUCAAAAUUUCAGAAAAUGAAGCUAUGGGAAAGCGAUAUGGGGCGUGGCACUCCAAUCGAUCCGGACGAUAUGCUUCGCGAAAUCGACGUACCAGUUUCUGGAGAAUUCGACAUUACUGGAUUUGAAACAGAAUGGCUUGGCACAAAGUUCUACAUUGAAAUGUGAGUUCAUUUUUUAUAUUGUAGUAGACUUUUGUUAUAGGAAACUCAUUGAGAUAGGGUUUUCGUAUUUUAUAACUUUUUCAUGUUGUUUUAGCUACAGUUUCCUGUAGCGAUUUUUUAUCUUGAGUAACAUCGCACAUAAAAGGAAUGUUCUGUUGACUUAAAACUAAAAUGGCAUUGAUCAUUUCAGUCGCCACAUGUGUGAUGGUACAUGCCGCCGUUUGGACAUAUACGAAGACCAAAUGACAGACGAAAUCGAACUGGGAAGUCGAGGAGAAGAAGAUACUGGAUGUAACACCAAACCCUGGGGAGACAAAGACAAUGGCUUCAAGAGAAAACUGUUGGCAAACAGAAGAAGGAUCAGACAGAUGAAGGAGGAGGAAGAACAGUAG
Molecule: messenger RNA, 854 nt
Organism: Bursaphelenchus okinawaensis
Lineage: Eukaryota; Metazoa; Nematoda; Chromadorea; Rhabditida; Aphelenchoididae
Source: the annotation of a GenBank genome assembly